GACUUUAAAGUGCAUAGUUCUGAUAAGAACUGGCUGAGAUAAAGUGUGGAUUGUCACAGGGCCUUGCACAGUUAAACAGAUGUCUUGUGGAUGACGGCUUUGUGGAUUGCCAUGUCAUUCUUAUUUCAUGUUUUCUUCAAAAUGAUAGGAUUCUUUAUUCUUCUGCUAGUGGUCGGAGCUAGGUCCUCUGGCCUUAAUGGAAUGUUGGAGAGCAUGAUGACUGAAGGCACCAAUGGAGACUCUUCAGGAACAGAUGACCAGUUCUUUGGGUCAUGUGACUUUGAGCAAAGCACCUGUGGGUGGAAUGAUACCAGCAAGGAUCAUUUUAAAUGGGGGCUGGAGAUGGCCAACAUCAGUUCCAUUCCGGGCCUUGACCACACCACUGGGACGCCAUGGGGGAAAGUCAUGCAUGUAGGGGGAGAGAGGCCGAACUUCUAUUCAGAGGCCGUGCUGGAGAGACCCUUACUUAAGCCUACCACUCUGGCCUGCCAGAUAAGUUUCUGGUACCAUCUCCAUGAUGCUAGUGAAGUUAGCUCUACGUUUGUUCUGAGUGCCAUCACAAAUACCUCAGUCUCUGAGCUGUGGAAGAUAAGGAAGGGGAACACUAAUGGCUGGGAGAAUGCUACUGUUCACAUUGGGAACCGCCCUGAGGGAACACAGUUGGCGUUCUCCGUAAAUCCAUCAAUCAUUGGGGAACCACAUGUUUUGCUGGAUGACAUCACCUUUCCCAGCUGCAACGAGGGGGAUGUUCCUGCUGGUUUCGAUUUGCUCACCUGUGACUUUGAAAAGGACACCUGUGCCUGGUACCCUGACCUCUCUGCUAGCAUCAUGUGGAAAAGAUCUAAAAGUCCUUACAAUUCUUACCCUGGUCCAGCAGCCGACCACACCAGUGGCUCUGGCUAUUACAUGUAUAUUGGGACUGAUAGGACUACCAACCCCUCCAUGAGAGCCAGACUGAUAAGCUACCCUCAGAAGACUCAGUGCAUCAGCUUUUGGUAUCACAUCUAUGGUGGCAGUAUAGGUUCUCUGAAGUUCAUCACUAAGCAACCAGGUAAAAAGGAAACUGUUGUCUGGAUGAGAUCUGGAACACAAGGGAAAAAAUGGCGCUUUGCGGAUCUCAGUUUCCCGGCUAGUGAUCUUCCAUUGCAAUUCAUUUUUGAGGCCGUUCUGGGAGGGACCCACGGCAGCAUUGCGAUCGAUGACGUUGUGGUGUCGAACGGUGUGGAUGGGUCCUGUCCAGCGGAGCGAGAGUGCACCUUCCAAGGCUCCCUGUGUGGCCUGCAGGAUGACCCCUCUGCAGACUUCGCUUGGGUCAGAACCACGGCCAGCCUCUCCCCCAACACCUCCAGUCCAGCUGUGGACCACACCUUGGGAACCUCUCACGGAUAUUACCUCAGUGCAAAUCUUUGGAAACACGGCAGAGGCAGCAGAGGCCGGAUGCAGACCCGUGUAAAUGACGCGACCCCCGUGAGUGGGGAAUGCUGGAUGUUCUGGUACCACAUGGAUGGGCAGGACGUGGGAGAGCUCAACAUCUACCUCAACAAGUCCAGUGCCAGCCUCCAGCCUCUGUGGGGUAGGAGAGGGGACAGCCUCCAGCCUCUGUGGGGCAGGAGAGGGGACCAAGGUGGCCUCUGGAGACACGGCAGGGCUACUGUUCACAGUCCUGAUGCUCCUUACCAGAUUGUUUAUGAAGCAGUAGUGGGAAAUGGCUCAAUGGUUGAUAUUGCCAUAGAUGACCUAGAGAUCCUGAAUGGACCAUGUCCACCAGCAGGCUUCUGCGACUUUGAGAUGGACUUGUGUGGUUGGCUGAACAGACCACAUCACUCCUCAGGUGAAGACUGGGACUGGACCUCUGCUACAGCUUCGGGAAUGUUCAGUCCUGAUGUCGACCACACAACUAAUUCUGCCCUGGGACACUACAUGGUCCUGUCUCUGGGUGGUUGGGAAGAGAAAAUCGCACUUUUAGAGAGUGAACACAUGGAACCGCUGCCCAAUGGAUGCCUUCAUUUCUGGUUCCAUAUGGAAUCAUGGGGAGCUUCUGACAACGUGCAGCUCACAGUGUACAUGAAUGAGUCAGGCGUCCUGCACUCUCUUUGGAAGAAGACCGGUAACCAAGGUGCUGUGUGGAACGAGGUUAUGGUAGAUUACAUGGCAUCUGGUCAACACCAGAUUGUGUUUGAGGGCAAGAGUGACGGUGAUGACGGCGGCAUUGCCCUGGAUGAUAUCUUCAUUAGGACUGAUGUAACUUGUGCUGAGCUGCUUCCAACAACACCUUCGCCCACAACUGAAGCCACCACCCCUUCUGUCUCGCCCAUGGACUGCACCUUUGAGGAUGGUCUGUGUGAAUGGGAGCAGAGCACAGAGGAUGGUUCUGAUUGGCUCCGUCAGCGGGGUCUGCAGGCCGAUAGUCCCUGGCUGGGACCAGCAUAUGACCACACAGUUGGAAAUAACAAAGGAUUUUAUCUGGUGGUGAACAUGUCCGGAGAUCAGGCCCCUAAGCUGGCUACCAUCUCAGUCCCUGUGCUCAGUCCGGCUCCUGAGGUCUGCGUGGGGUUCUGGUUCUACAUGCUUGGCUCCUCUGUGUCCAGGUUGGACCUCCAGGUGCAGACGAGAAUCUCAGCAUCUGUAGCUUGGACAAGGGCUGGAACACAAACUGCUGAAUGGUUAAAUGCACAAGUUACCAUUCAUAUGGCCGACGUACAAAGAGUUCUUCUCUCAGCUCACCUGCACAACACUGGACAUGGAUUUAUAGCUAUUGAUGACAUCACAGUCAAAGAAGGACCGUGCCUGAAACAAGACCCCUGUGGUUUUGAGAGCCAGUCACUCUGUGGUUUCGAGGAGGAUGUCACCAGCAGUGGUCACUGGGUCCGUGUGAGUGGAACCCCGGAGAGGACGGACCACACCUACAGAACUCAACUCGGUCACUCCAUGGCGGUGCUCGCCACAGACCUCCAGAAGCCGGUCAUCACUCAGCUCCUGGCCCCAGAGAGAGACUCCACUCCUGGGAUGUGUCUGCGCUUCUGGCACUGGAUAUCAGCCGGUUAUAAUGACUCUCUCUCGGUGCGUAUACUACAAGAGGGGGAGCUGGGUCCAGAACUGUGGUCUCUGCCAGGAAACGUGUCAUCUUCUGGCUGGGCGGUGUCAGAGGUCACUGUAUCCUCUCCUUUCAGUUUCAGAGUGGCGUUCAGUGCUGAGCUGAGCCCUGCCCCUGCCUCGCGGAUGCUUCUGGAUGACGUGUCCCUGAGGGCGGGGGCCUGCACACCUACAGGGAGCUGUGACUUUGAGUCGGGCCAGUGCACCUGGCUGAGUCACGCCAGAGCAGCCCCCCAGGGCCACCACUGGGUCCACGCCGACGGCCACACUCAGGGGCCCAAGUUUGACCACACAACUCACACUCCAGACGGGAAGUUCCUGCUCAGCCAAACGCAAACCAGCAACAGUAAGGCGGAGCUGGUGUCAGAGUGGCUCCGGCCCAACACAGACACUUGCUUUUCUCUCUGGUUCCUCAUGGGGGAAAGUGACUCAGGGACACUGCGUGUGUCUGUGCGCACUGUGGACAAUGAGCAGAAACUACUCUUUGAAACUUCGAACGUUGCAAGUGGAGAGAGGUGGAGUCAGACAUCACGCUCUUUAAGUAGACCCUCUCAUUUUCAGAUUCUUAUAGAGGCCGAGUCUGGAGGUAAAGGAUUCAUAGCCAUAGAUGAUAUACUGCUGACCCCAGGGCUUUGUGGAGACAACGUCACCAUCCAUGAUUUUGCACCUUGCCAGUUUGAGAGUGGCACCUGUGGCUGGCAGGACGUCAGCGUGGGCCAGUUCCAAUGGCAGCGGGACCGCAAUGGCACCGCUACCGCUAACACCGGACCCACUGUUGACCACACAACAGGAACUGAACUGGGCUGGUACAUGGCUGUGGAGGCGGAUAAUGGUGAGCACAACAGCUAUGCCGUUCUCCAGAGCCCAGCCUUGGAACAGGCCAGUGCUGACUGCACCCUCCAGUUCUACUACCACAUGCUUGGGGAGGGUAUUGGAGAGCUGAGAGUUCUGCUUCAGGAAAGUUCCAGAUUGACCCCAUUGUCACAGAUAUCUGGUAACCAUGGAGAUAAGUGGCACCGGGCAGAGUUGGGAGUGGGUCGGACCCCACAGGUCUUCUACCUGCUCUUCGAGGCCACCCGGACCUUCAGUGAGCUUGGAGAUAUCGCUAUCGAUGACAUCAGCCUCCUCAACUGCACUCUGUCAGAGUCGGCUGAUCAUUGUUCUCCAGGACUUUUUACGUGCGCCAACGGCGUGUGUGUGGAGCCAAGCAGAGUGUGUGAUUUCACCGAUGACUGUGGAGACAGAAGUGAUGAGUCUGGAUGUGAAUCCCACGGUUACACCGAGCGCUGCAGCUUCGAACAGGGCCUGUGCUCCUGGGAGAGCGGUGCCGGGGUUCCUCGCGGGUCUAAAUGGACCUGGCAGAGAGGAGAAUCUGCCUGGCCUGCUCACGGUCCACCGAGGGACCACACACGCAACACUGCAGCAGGUUAUUAUAUUGUACCUGGAUAUCCACUUGGGCAAGGGCAGACAUCUGAGGUUCUCUCCGGUACCCUCCUACCAAGCUCAGGAUGCACUGUGCGGUUCUACCUGUACUCCCAGGGAGGAGGCCCCCAGGGCAGGCUGACGGUGCGCCUGAGGACGGAGCAGACUGGCAGCUCUGAUUCGGUGCUCUGGACCGGUGACGGUGACGGUGACAGUGACGGUGCCCAGGCCUUCCACUGGCGCAGGGCAGAGGCCACCUUCUCCUCCCGAGUCCAGAGCAAGAUCGUCUUCCAGUUCUUAGAGGAUGGAGAAAGACCCAGAGGACAGGUGGCUUUGGACGACAUCUCUUUUUCUCCAGAGUGUGCACACGACCCAGACAACAGUCAGCUGCCAGGCCCACCUAUCACCCCGACCACCACCCCUUCCUCCACUACACACCAGCCAUGCGGGGCUGGAGAGUUUUUCUGCUGGCGAUCAGAGGGUGUUAAAUGUGUUCCUGCCAACUCCCAGUGUGACUACCUGUUAGACUGCCCCCUAGGGGAGGAUGAGGAGAAAUGCGGUCCGUGCUCGUUUGAAUCCGGCGACUGCCAGUGGCGGGAUGUAAGUCAGGGCGUUAACCGGUGGCAUCUGCAGAGGGCGAGUGAACACACAGACCCUCCCGUGGACCACACCACAAGCUCAGGACACUACAUGCGGGUGAACUCCAGUGACGCUCCGCUGGGUCAGGAGGCCCUCCUCCAGAGCCCCCCUCUCCCUGCCUCCUCCCCAUACUGCCAGAUCCUCUUUCACUUCCACAUGAGCGGAUGGCAGCCAGGAAAUCUCAGUGUGUCACUCGAGAGUGCGCAAGGUCAAAGGUCACUCCUGUGGUCUCGCUCCAGGAACAGCGCUGCACUUUGGAGCCCAGAGCAUUUACCACUGGGAAAGCAGCAGCAGGGGUACACGAUAAUCUUCAGUAGUGAGGUCACAGAGACCCAGAACUCUCCUCUCAGUGCCAGAGGCUCUACCGCUCUGGAUGACUUCUCAUUUCACAACUGUGAUACAUCAUACCGACCACCAGACUUAACUGAUCUCAGCUGUUCCUUCGCUCAAGACCUGUGUGAAUGGCUUCAAGGGGCGUCAGAUGAUCUGGACUGGCAGAGAAGGUCUGGACCAACAAACACCUCCAACACGGGUCCAUUAGGUGACCACACCAGUAGCCAAGGGCAUUAUGUGUACCUGGAGAGCUCACACCCCAGCAAGGCUGGAGAAAUCGCUCAGUUGAAUUCUCCUCUGGUUCCCCCUGCUGGUCAGAAUGGGUACUGCCUCACAAUGUGGUACCACAUGUUUGGAGCGACAGUGGGUUCUCUGAAGGUUUUCAUUAAGGAUAUUGAGACUGGCGCAAAGGCUCUGGUAUGGCAGAGGAGACAAUCUCAAGGUGACCUGUGGCAGGUGAUGCGCCAUCAUGUAGUCACAGAGAAGGUCCACCAGAUCGUUCUCGAGGCUUCGGUAGGAGGACAUGCCGGCGACAUCGCCGUCGAUGACAUCGUAUUCGCCACAGGAGGCUGUCCUUUGUCAGACCUGUGUGACUUUGAGAAGGGAGACUGUGACUGGACCCAGCUAGCAGAUGAUGAUUUUGACUGGGAUCGCGGAUCCGGGCAGACCCCCACCGCAAACACCGGACCCAGCGUGGACCACUCGACCGACACAGGCAGCGGGCACUAUUACUAUUUGGAGUCGUCCAAUCGGCUGCCUGCCAAAACAGCCAAGAUGGCCUCCCCUGCAUUUCCCUCAGGCAAGGGCACGUGUUUGCAGUUCUGGUAUCACAUGUACGGCCAGGGGAUGGGGACGCUGAAGGUGUACCAGCAGCCCAUAGGGGGGCGAGCCAAACCCAUCUUCUCCAACACGGGGAACAUGGGAGAGCUGUGGAGGUUCGCCCAGGCUCCGCUGGAAGCCACUCCGGGAGCAGCCUAUAGAAUUGUUGUGGAGGGUGUCAGAGGACAGACCGAGCAGGGGGACAUGGCCAUCGAUGACGUGCUGGUUACCGACGCGCCCUGCCCUCUGGCGGGACGCUGUGACUUUGAGCUGAACGCGUGCGGAUGGACCAAUCUGUACGGCGUGGACGACACGGACUGGCUCCGGGGUCAGGGGCUCAACCCAAACCCGAACACGGGCCCCAGCGUGGACCACACCACCAACUCUUCCAUCGGUUAUUACAUGUAUGUGGACAGUUCAGUGGGCAUCUGGGGAGAGACAGCCAUGCUGUCCAGUGAGGUACUUCUCCCAGCCAGAGGGGGUCACUGUCUCACAUUCUGGUACCACAUGUUUGGCCAGCGUGUUGGGACUCUCAGCCUGUUGGCCACUGACAAGCCUGGUGACAGUGGCUAUGAUACUGGACGCAUGCUCUGGACAGAAUCGGGUAACCAGGGGGAUGUGUGGUUUGAAGACAGUGUCUUUGUGGAGUCUGAUAAACCCUCAUGGUUUAUGUUCAUGUAUCAGAGGGGAGAGUUUCCUGCUGGAGAUGUGGCCUUGGAUGACAUCCAUGUCUCACCAGGCCCCUGCUACCUCGUGAGCCCCACAGCGCCCCCUUCCUCUAGUGAUUCCCUCUUUAUUGCAAUCGGAGUGGUUAUCCCACUGGUGGUGAUUGUAACCGCCAUCGCUGUUCUCUAUAAGCUGCGCAGGAAACUUCAAACUGAUAGUGAACCCAUUAUUGAACAAGACAUGUUGGAUCAGAACCACAGAUCAGCUGUUGGCUUUGAUGACUGCAAGUUAGAUGGCCCAGACACUUGGAGUGGACCUUCGAUCUCUAACAACGUAUAUGAUAUUUCAGAGGCUUAAAACUACACGAAAAUCACAAUAUAUUGAAAUAUUGAUCAAAUGGUGCUGAAGAUGGGAAAUGGAUUGUUUUUGUUGUCCAUUGUCUCAGUCACAUUGUUUAUUGUAUGAGCUUUGAAUCAAGCCAUAUGUUAGAUCCCUUUGUAGACUUCUAAGAAUGAAAGAUUGCAACAUGCAAUCUAACAAUAUGGUCAGUAACAAUAAAAUCAACACAUAUUUCAAAACAGUGGUGAUGUUCAUUCUUGCUCCACAUAUAAAAAGACAAGACUAGACACACAUACUAAAGAAGAAGAAACUGAGCAGAUGAUGUUUUCAACUGAGCAUCUGUAAACGAGUAAUAACUUAGUCACGAGAAAAGUCUGCAUCAGAGGUUUAUUAAUGGGAAACACUCACAUACCCCUUUUCCACCAAAGCCGGGCCGGUGCUGGUUCUGGGCUGGUUCCAAUUCUCGAACCAGUUCUUCGGUUUUCCACACAAAUAAACCUGGCUCUGGUUCCAAAAAACAGGUUCCAACUCAGCACAAACUUUAUGCUGGAAACAAGAACCGGUGACGUCGGGUUCGUCCCGAGGUUAUGGGCGAAGCUACCCCACCAGAAACAGACAUUUCUGCCGCCAUUUUUUCCCACCGUCAACCAAGAUGAUGAGUGAAAACAUAAAUGAAAAAUACAUCCAGCAGUGGAUCACGGAUGAAAUAAAAACCUUGAUAGCGAUUUGGUCAUCAACAGAAAUGCAAGACAAACAGGGGAGAGUCGGAGAUGGCGGGGUUCAAAAGGACAACAGACCAAGUAACAAA
Messenger RNA from Clupea harengus (Atlantic herring), 8119 nucleotides. RefSeq names its product MAM and LDL-receptor class A domain-containing protein 2. The record is from RefSeq and is a predicted model, not a curated record. Bases 91 to 7329 code for a protein of 2412 amino acids. NCBI's taxonomy places the organism in Eukaryota, Metazoa, Chordata, Actinopteri, Clupeiformes, Clupeidae. Gene Ontology annotation, molecular function: protein binding. Gene Ontology annotation, cellular component: membrane. The transcript has 51 exons.